GCCCGACGCACGCGCCGCUCCCGCGCCCGCGCUCUGCUCGCCCCAACAACGCAAACCCGCCUUCCAACUCGCCAUGGACCCGGAGAGCAAGGCGGAGACGCUGUGCCUGCAGCCGGUGGCCGACCACGCCGCGCCGCUGCACAAAGAAGAAGAUGAUUACGAUCCCCACGUCCACAGGCAACUUCCUAAACCAACCAACAACUUGGAGACGCUGGUGCACCUGCUGAAGUGCAGCCUGGGCACGGGCAUCCUGGCCAUGCCGCAGGCCUUCGCGCGCGCCGGGCUCGUCACCGGCGUCGUGGCCACCGUGCUGGUGGGCGCGCUCGUCACGCACUGCCUGCACGUGCUGGUGCGCGCGCAGUACGGCGCGUGCAAGCGGCUGCGCGUGCCGCUGCUGUCGUACCCGGCGGCCAUGGCGGCGGCGCUGCAGGCCGGCCCGCCCGCGCUGCGCCGCCUGGCGCGGCCCUCCACCGUCACCGUCGACGUCUUCCUCGUCGUCUACCAGCUCGGCAUCUGCUGCGUCUACAUCGUCUUCAUCGCUGACAACAUUAAAAAGGUGGUGGACCCGCAGUACGAGAUGAGCACGGAGGUGCACAUGCUGAUCAUCCUGGGCCCGCUGAUCGCGUUCAACCUGAUACCGUCGCUGAAGCUGCUGGCGCCGUUCUCGGCGCUGGCCAACGUGCUGACGUUCGCGGGGCUCGGCAUCGUGGUGUACUACCUGGUGACCGGCGAGCGCUCCUCCGAGCCGCUGGACCUGUGGGGCUCGCCGCACACCUUCCCGCUGUUCUUUGGGACCAUACUAUUCGCGCUCACUGCUGUAGGAGUGGUGAUCGCGCUGGAGAACAACAUGAAGACCCCGAAGGCGUUCGGCGAGCCGUGCGGCGUGCUCAACGUGGGCAUGAGCAUCAUCGUGCUGCUGUACGUGGCCAUCGGCGCGCUGGGCUACGUGUACUGCGUGGCCGACUGCAGCGACUCCAUCACGCUGGACCUGCCGCCCGGCCCGUUGGCGUCGUCGGUGAUCAUCAUGUUCGCGGUGGCCAUCUUCAUCAGCUACGGGCUGCACUGCUACGUGCCGGUGGAGGUGGUGUGGCGCGGCUACCUGCUGCCGCGCCUGCAGGCGGCCGGCUCGCGGCACCUGCGCCUGGCCGAGUACGCGCUGCGCGUGGGCCUGUGCCUGCUCACCUUCGUGCUGGCGGUGGCGGUGCCGCGGCUGGGGCUGUUCAUCUCGCUGUUCGGCGCGCUGUGCCUGUCGGCGCUGGGCAUCUGCUUCCCGGCCGUGAUGGAGGCGUGCCUGAACGUGGCGCGCCGCGGCCCGCGCCUGCAGCUGGCCAAGGACGCGCUGCUGUUCGUGGUGGGCGUGGUGGGGCUGGUGGCCGGCACCUACACCGCGCUGCUCAGCAUCGUGCGCUCCUUCCAGCCCGAGCCCGUGCUCGCCGACGCCCACGCCCACGCCCACGCCUAGGCCCGUGCGGCCGAUGCCUUCCGUAACGCUUUCCAUAUACAAACUAUUUACAUU
Molecule: messenger RNA, 1516 nt
Organism: Ostrinia nubilalis (European corn borer)
Lineage: Eukaryota; Metazoa; Arthropoda; Insecta; Lepidoptera; Crambidae
Product: proton-coupled amino acid transporter-like protein CG1139
Exons: 9
Coding region: 74-1462 (462 amino acids)
Biological process (GO): amino acid transmembrane transport
Molecular function (GO): L-amino acid transmembrane transporter activity
Source: RefSeq, a predicted model, not a curated record